AUGCCAGGCAAAACCCUUCACACUGACGCUGAGGUCUACGACUUCGUUCUCAUCGGAGCCGGAUCAGCUUCUUGCUUAAUCGCAUCACGUCUUUCGCAACAGCUGCCUGACCACCAGAUUCUUGUUCUGGAAGCUGGAGAACAUAUUCGCAAUGACCCUAAAGUGCAGACACCUGGUCUAGCCACGAGGCUACUAUCGGAUCCCACUUACGAUUGGCGAUAUUCUUCUGCGCCGGAGCCGGGGUUGAAUAACAGGAAGGUUGACCAUCCCAGGGGAAAACUGGUGGGCGGUAGCAGUGCGAUUAAUAGUCACAGUGUGGUGUUUCCUAAUCACGAAUGGCACGACGACCGUGUGGUAGAGGAGCUUCUAUCAGAUGCGGGGAGAGAAGAGUGGGGCUCACGGGGCAUGAGCGAUUGCUAUAGACGAUGGCAGGCAGAACAUCCCAGUUCAAGAGUAGAUGACGAUGGAGUAUCUCUGGAUCGUGUGCAGACAUCAUACCCGCGUACCUGGGAUCUACUUCGAACUCGAUGGGUGGAAGCCUUUGAGGAGCUUGGUUGUCCGACGAGGGCUACAGGGUUUACCGAGAGCUCUGCCGGAGCAGUCAACAUCACCAAUGCGAUCGAUUCCUCAAAAGGCGAACGAAGCCAUGCAGGUAUAGCAUAUCUAGAACCCGCCUUGAAACGUGGCACUGUCACAUUGAAGACUGGCGUAAAGGUUGAUAAGAUUGCAUUUGAUGAGGCAUUGACUGCUGAUGGAAAACUCAAUGCUAGAGAAAUCAUCCUCGGUGCAGGCGUAUUUGAACCGUCCCUCAUCCUGGAACGAUCCGGCAUCGGAUCUAAAAAGAUUCUUGCAGACGCCAAUAUCCCGGUCCUGUACGAACUUUUAGGGGUCGGUGAAAACUUGCAGGAUCAUCUGAAUUGCGGCCUGUCAUGCGAAACUCAAGACGACAUCCCUACCCGUGACGAAAUAAUGCGAAGCCCCGAAUUGCAAAAGACCGCAUUGUUGGAGUACGAAGAAAGCCACACUGGCCGAGUGUCAGAAGGGGCCGCAUAUAGUUUUGCCUUUACACCACUACAGAUGCUGGAAACUCCAUCGGAUACACAGGACCUUAUCGAAAUAGUCGAACAUUGGAUGAAAAACGAGAGUAACCCGAACCUAAAGGCCCAGUACUCCAUUCAAAAGGCGGUCGAAAGUCCCAACGAAGCGACAACCACCUUGUUCAUGCUGCGUACACAACGUCAUAAAGACGCUGAUUCGCUCCCCAAAGGCACGCCAUCUGUUGUAGAUGGCAACUGUAUAAGCGUUGUAGCAAUGUUGGCUCAUCCCUUCUCGCGUGGAAGCUGUCAUAUCUCA
Molecule: messenger RNA, 1353 nt
Organism: Bipolaris sorokiniana ND90Pr
Lineage: Eukaryota; Fungi; Ascomycota; Dothideomycetes; Pleosporales; Pleosporaceae
Exons: 2
Molecular function (GO): flavin adenine dinucleotide binding; oxidoreductase activity, acting on CH-OH group of donors
Source: RefSeq, a predicted model, not a curated record